AUAUAUAUGUAUAUAUAAAAGUUUAGGGAAUAGCUAGUAAUGGUAGAUUUUCUUUAGGUUAGAAUGUCUGUAGACCUUGGUUUGACUAACUGAAUCUGUUACUACUUUUCUCUCUAAAUUAUUUCAUUGACUGAGUUGUGAUUUGGAUAAACUAUAAAUGUUCAGUAUGUCUAAUUUCGAAUAGCAAGUCUGCUGGGAGUGACUCGGGGCCAUUUAAUGAAUAGAUUUAUAACUUAAAAUGACAGCAGUUCCAUACAUACACAUACGAAAAAUAGUUAUCCAUUGUUUUAUUAAACCUUUGAUGCACCAAAUUUUAAAUAUUUGCUGAUAAUUCCUAAAAAUGAAGAAGCCUACCUGUGACCUUUGUGGAAAGAUGUUCUCUCGCCGAGACAACAUGGAGAGACAUCGCAUUCGUCAUCUGCGCCGUGAAGUCUUCAAAUGUGAAACAUGUGGCAGAGAUUUUAGUCAGAAAUCCUAUCUGAAGUUGCAUCGUCGUCUUCAUACAGGAGAAAAACCUUUUGGGUGUAAUUUGUGUGGUCGUGCUUUCUCGCGCAAUGAUCAUUUAGUGAUCCACAUCAGAGGACAUCAAGGAAUUAAAAUGUUCAACUGCCAAAUCUGUCACAAAGCUUUUGCACGUCGGUCUUACUUAACUGUGCACCAACGUAUCCACACAAAUACUCGUCCAUAUAAAUGCCAUGUAUGUGGGUGUGCUUUCUAUCGUGGAGACCAUCUUGUUCGGCAUCAAACUAAGCAGCAUGGAGAAAUAAAGGCUCUUCCUUCUGUUGAACUUGUUACAAGCACAACUCAGCAGGUUCAUAUGCAGAAUGAAAACAAUAAUAUGGAUUCUGAUAGUUUUAACAGCCAAUGUGAGACCGUUCAACAAGAGCAACAACAAACUUCUCUUGUUGACCAAACACAAAUACAAGUUGUUACAGUACAAACCACUAGUGAUAUGGAAGGAACAGAUUUGCAGCAAGCUUUUAAAUGUACUGACAUCUCUUGCAACACCAACAAUAAUGAUGGUAUUAUUCACAAUUCGGGAGACCAGUUAGUAGCAGCUGUUACUAAUGGUAACAAGACCACUUACCAUUCUUGCAGUAUUAUCCAUCCCAACCAAAUAAUACCAACUCUCCAAAGUGCUACUAAUAUACAGCCAGGCCAGGAAAAUACACAACAGCAUCAGAUAUAUCAAGCUACUGCUGACUUAAGUGGAACUGGUAUGGUUUACAAGUGUGAUUACUGUUCAAAAUGUUUCUCCCGUCAUGAAAACUUGGAGCGUCACAAAUCAACUCACCUUAAUGAGAAACUUUAUAGCUGUGACAUAUGUCAAAAGAGUUUUUCACGCAGGUCUUAUCUCAGAGUCCAUCAUCGCAUCCAUACAGGGGAGAAACCUUUUGUCUGUGACAGGUGUGGUUUUGCUUUCUCACGGAAAGACCACUUACUAAAACAUAAGAAAAAUAAUCAAGGAGAACGUAAACUGAGCUGUGUUCCUCCCAAGCAACUUAUUGACCUGAAGGAAGAUAUUAUCACACCUGAGGGAAACUGUCAACAGGUAGCAGUCGUCGUUCCAGCUGAUGCAUCUGCUGUGACUGAUGCUGAAGGCAAUUUAAUUGUUACUCAUGCCCCUGGUACAGAUCCAGCUGAUGUAGCCAGAACUAUUGCCAUGUAUCAACAAGAAGCUACUGUCAAUCAGACAGACAGCACUGGCACAAACCAAAUCUAUCCAAUGCUGUCAACAUUUCCCACAACUAUUGAAAUCUCACAAUCAACAGCUCAAAUAUUCCCAACUAUUCAGAUGUACCCAGCUGCCACACAGCUCAAUGUACCUCUUCAUGCAAAUGUCUCUCAUGAAAUUAUUAUUCCAACUUCUCAGAUUACACAGAGCAAAUAAAAUUCUGAAAAUAUCCUUUUUCAAUAUCUAUGUAUCAUGUAAUUGAUUGCAUUUUUACUAAAGCACACAAACACACACAUAGGCAAACACUCAAACACAAAUAUUUACACACACACACACACACACACACACUGAUGCAUUAUUUUUUGAAACUUGCUUAACUAACAAGUUGUAUAUACGAGGCUUAUUAGCCUUAGUUUCUUCUUCAAUAUUUUAGUUGUUUACUAUACUGUGACUAAUUAGCAUUUUUUGAAGAGGUCUCAUUAUGUAGAAUGUGAUCUCGUCUUUGAAUACUUUUUACGCAGAGGGACAUGGCUAAAUAAUUACAAAUAGACUGAUAUUUUCCAAAUUUCACACAAUUUGCCAGCAUACAUCACCCCCUGCACGCACACUGUGUACAUAAAAAAAAGUGUAUAGUACUUAGUGUAUAUACAAAGAUGUUUUAUGCUCCAAACAACUAUUGCUUUUUAAAUAAAUUAUUAACUUUUAUUGAGAAUCAUAAGAAAUUUAACUCAAAAUAAAUCUUGAAUUUAACAACAGUUUCCUUAGAAAACAAUUACUGAAUAAUUUUUGUUUUAGUUUCUUUAAUAUGGUCAGCCUUCUGUUUAAAUACCAAGUUUUUUUUUUUUGCUGUUUUUCUUAGUUAAUAGAGUUGUCUGAA
Molecule: messenger RNA, 2552 nt
Organism: Octopus bimaculoides (California two-spot octopus)
Lineage: Eukaryota; Metazoa; Mollusca; Cephalopoda; Octopoda; Octopodidae
Biological process (GO): regulation of transcription by RNA polymerase II
Molecular function (GO): RNA polymerase II cis-regulatory region sequence-specific DNA binding; DNA-binding transcription factor activity, RNA polymerase II-specific
Source: RefSeq, a predicted model, not a curated record